Molecule: messenger RNA, 1032 nt
Organism: Salvia hispanica
Lineage: Eukaryota; Viridiplantae; Streptophyta; Magnoliopsida; Lamiales; Lamiaceae
Biological process (GO): protein histidyl modification to diphthamide
Cellular component (GO): cytosol
Molecular function (GO): metal ion binding
Source: RefSeq, a predicted model, not a curated record
GUAAAUUUACUUAAAUAAAAUAAAUUAAAAGCAAAGGAGAGGAAAAUAUCCACAUCUCUGGCUCUGCUAUUUCUCUCUAUUCGCCGCACCGCUCUGCGCCGCCGGCACAAUCACGUUAGAUCAUGACAAGGAGCCACAACUUGUGCAUCAGAACCCACUAUGAGACCAUUGGUGUGAAGGAAGAUGCAAGCCAAGAAGAAAUCCGUAAAACUUAUCGAUCUGCCAUUAUCGCUUUCCAUCCAGACAAACUCGGGGAUUCCCUAGGGAAUGAGUUUAUUGAGUUGCAGAGGGCGUGGAGAGUGCUCUGUGAUCCAGGGUUACGGGCCCUCUACGACCAAGAAUUGAGGACGUUGAGGCAGGAAGCUCUAGCUGCAGAAGACGUGCGCUUAGGAGAUAUGGCGGUUGUCGAAGACGAAGAAGAAGAAGAUGGAGACAGCUUCGAAUUAUCCUAUCAAUGCAGGUGUGGUGAUUUCUUCUCUAUUAUGUCUUGUGAAUUGGAUGAAAUGGGAUAUCGGAUUCAAAGAGUUGGAGGGAAGCUCAUCUCCGAAGCAGAAGAUUCAGCCUGCGAUUUUGAUGAAGAAGACGAAGUAUUCGUGUCAGCGGUCAUGACCAAAUACAUGGAGUCCAAAUGCAAGCGCAGGUCGUCUUCUGGUGCAGCUACUCGGCUUUGUAGAUGUUCGAGUGCUACAAGCUACAACGCGUUUUUCUCAGUCAAGAAGCGUUUCUCGCGAUCCUUGAGCUGGAACGAGACGGGUUAUCGAGAUUUGAGAAAGCAAUCCGCUGUUAUUCUAGAGCUCAUGCAGAAUGAAGGGCGGCCGUUUGGCCUCUCGAAGAAAGCCUUUUUGCUGCCUCCUCCGCUGAAGUCACCAUCAGAUCCUUGGUCAUGGAGGAAGGGCGCUAGAGUCACCAGUAUCGGGGAGGAUUGGUGAAAUAACCGAUACACGAACCCGUUUAGCAGCCCUAGCCACAGUACAGUGAUGAUAUAUUGAUAGCAGUGGUAUGUUUGAAUAUAAUUUGAAAUUUUCUAUUUUA